GUCAGUAGCUACCCCUGCGGGAUCAGUGGCAGAUUUUGAUGAGAUGCUUGCGAGUGCUAAGAGAAAGUAUUACAUGCUUGGAGGAAAAGGUGGCGUUGGGAAGACUAGUUGUGCAGCUUCGCUAGCUGUUAAGUUUGCGAAUAAUGGCCAUCCUACGCUUGUAGUCUCAACUGACCCUGCACAUUCUUUGAGUGAUUCAUUUGCACAGGACUUGACUGGUGGAACGUUGGUACCUGUUAGUGGAGUUGAUUCACCAUUGUUUGCACUUGAGAUAAAUCCUGAUAAAGCUAGGGAGGAAUUCCGUAGUGCUAGUCAAAAAACUGGAGGUACAGGAGUCAAAGACUUUAUGGAUAGUAUGGGUCUUGGUAUACUUGCAGAACAGCUUGGAGAGCUAAAGCUAGGAGAGCUACUUGACACACCUCCCCCGGGAUUAGAUGAAGCUAUUGCAAUUUCAAAGGUCAUGCAAUUUCUUGAAUCACAAGAAUAUGGCAUGUUUAGCCGCAUAGUUUUUGAUACCGCUCCCACGGGCCAUACUCUUCGACUUUUGUCUUUGCCAGAUUUUUUAGAUGCAUCCAUUGGCAAGAUUUUGAAGCUAAAAAAGAAGAUAACUGCGGCUACAUCAGCCAUUAAAUCCGUCUUUGGACAGGAAGAACCACGCCAAGAUGCUUCUGAUAAACUGGAGCAAUUAAGGGAGAGAAUGAUCAAAGUACGAGAGCUUUUUCGUGAUACAGAUUCCACUGAAUUUGUUAUUGUGACUAUUCCAACGGUUAUGGCAAUUAGUGAGUCAUCUAGACUUUCUGCAUCCUUAAAGAAAGAGAGUGUACCAGUGAAGAGACUUAUUGUUAAUCAGGUUCUACCACCAUCUGCAUCAGAUUGUAAGUUUUGUGCAAUGAAAAGGAAGGAUCAAAAGCGUGCUCUUGAGAUGAUUGAGAGUGAUCCAGAGCUUAGGGACUUGAAAUUUAUCCAGGCGCCGCUAGUAGAUGUAGAGAUUAGAGGAGUUCCUGCACUGAGAUUUUUGGGUGAGAUUGUCUGGAAAUGAUCAUGAAACAAAAAUUCAGUAAAAUGAUUUGUUUCAACAGUAAAUUUAGUCAUUUAUGCAAACCAUUCUACACAAAAAUCAAGUUUUUAUCAGUUCUAUGAGCAGAUUAGAGAAGGUUACUGGAUGUUAUAAUUUACAAAUGACAUUUUAUUUAUUUAUUUUUCUUUUGGCA
Phalaenopsis equestris is the source of this 1211-nucleotide messenger RNA. RefSeq names its product ATPase GET3. The transcript is spliced from 10 exons. Gene Ontology annotation, molecular function: ATP hydrolysis activity; ATP binding. Gene Ontology annotation, cellular component: GET complex. The record is from RefSeq and is a predicted model, not a curated record. Bases 44 to 1039 code for a protein of 331 amino acids. Gene Ontology annotation, biological process: post-translational protein targeting to endoplasmic reticulum membrane. Lineage: Eukaryota; Viridiplantae; Streptophyta; Magnoliopsida; Asparagales; Orchidaceae.